Owenia fusiformis is the source of this 3637-nucleotide messenger RNA. The record is from the annotation of a GenBank genome assembly. Lineage: Eukaryota; Metazoa; Annelida; Polychaeta; Sabellida; Oweniidae.
AGCAGUGUUCAAACUCUUCAAAUCGAAGCAUCAACUGUUUACACUUCAAUGUACCAGGGCCAACUAACCAGAGUGUAUGCUUCAUCUCGAUACAAAUUGUUUUCACUCCUGAAAAUGGUUAUCAACAUAUUAAAAAUAAAUGAUAAACUAUUGGAAUGUUUAAGUUAUUAGAGUUAAACCAUCAAAAGCCUCUACCUGAUAGACUGAUAGAUUCAGAUAUGAUCAUGAUUAGUGGAACGAAUGACACGCAAUCAUGGUUAUUCCGUAGAGCAUUGUGCGUAGUCAUAUGUACAUGUUUUGGAUUGUUCCUCUGGACACACAACAAUCAUUUACCAUCGCCCAUCGUAGAGGGACACAAUAAAUGGUUUCCGUGGCAUACGUUCACCCCAAAUCCUGAGGAAUCUCAUCUAGCUAAAGAAGUGUUCGAUUUGAUAAAUUCAACAAUGAACCCGACAAAUUGCACAUCAGCAAAGUAUCUAUUAUGCGAAUGGACAUGGCAUGCUACAUGGGGAAUGGGGAGCCUUAUCCAUCAAAUAACAGCAUGUCUCUCUGCAGCGGUGGCCACAAACAGGGUCCUCCAGAUAAAUUCAACAAACGUCUCACCAGAUUCUUGGGGGAACGCUCUACUAUCCCCAAGUGAUACCUGUGCUAAUCACCCCUUGAAAGAUGUUCAAAAUUGGACAGCUGUGAAAAAUCCAGAAGCAAGUUUGGUAAAUACUUUGAAAAUAAAUGUACCCCAUGGGAAGCUCAAGGAAUGGUCACCUCACGAAGCACUCCACCCGUAUAAAGUCCCUUCUAGGUUUGCAAGUAUUGCUUUAGAGCACCAACUACCAGAACUUUGGAUGGUUGCUCAAUAUAUACGAUACCUCAUACAACCAACAGAGGUACUAAAACAGCACAUCUCGGAUGUUGUAACAAAAAUUGGCUUUCGAAGACCUAUAAUUGGCGUUCAUGUUAGACGAGGUGAUAAAGUUGCACCUGGUCCACUUAAAGAGGCUGAUCUUACCCCACUUACCAAAUAUAUGAAUGAGAUAGACAAGUUUGUCUUACAAACACAAACUAAUAAAACAAGAUAUGCAAUAUUUGUAGCAACGGAUGACGUACAUGUUUUAAAUGAAGCUCGUAAUACUUAUGAACAAUAUACCUUUAUAAGGUACGAUUCAAAUCAGACAAUACGAACUAACUUCUUGCCUAUUCUAACAGAUAUACUAUUAUUAGCAGAAACCGAUUAUUUUGUUGGAACAUUUACUUCAAACAUAGGGCUUUUGGUCCAUGAACUACGACAACAACGAUAUAAAGAUGGAAGCUGUAUGGCCAAAUCAACAGAUUUUCCCCUAUACCACUAUUUUAUGUGUUGUUAUUUUGGCUAUUUCAGAGCAACUAAAUCACCGAAUUGUCCAUCUGAGGUCUUAAAGGAACAAAAUCGGAUAGCAUCACCUAUAUUGUGAUGAACAUAUAAUUGAAGUUCAGUGGUAUUUGUUUACAACCAGAUAAAACAUCAAUUUAUUAAUUUAUAGCCAAUGAAUAAAUGAAUACAACGAAUGACUUGCACCGUUGUCAUUUUCACUUGAUGAAUUAUUCCACCAUGAGUAGUGAUAAAACGCAAUCUUAAAGAACUACCAAAUAUUGUCUGAAAAGCAGCUUUCUCAACCGGUAGGUUUGCGUAUUUUGCUAUCCCAUUUCAUAGUACCUGUUGCAAAGGUAAUUAUAGAGUCUCUGUUACUAUAACAACUUGAUUUUUGAAGGAUACACACCCAGUGGUAGUGGUUGGUAGAAUCUAUAUUUUCACUUGGAUGUGUACAAUUAAAACAGUUCAAACGUUUGCACAAGUUUCAUCGGGGAAAGAACCACCCUAUAAACUAUCAUAUCAGUUCAAACAUGAACUUCAAAUGAAUUAGAAGUCCAUGGUUCAAAUUCGAACAUCGUGCCGUGGGUCUGGGUCUCUAGGGUGAUGCUACAGUUUUAAGAUCUAUGAAAAUAUGUAGUGGUGGAGCUGCCGGGUCAUUAUUUAAAUUUUUGAAUAUAGGUUUCAGUCCAUAAUACAUAAUUCUACAAGACCCGCUAACUAGAAAAUCACUGCAGUAUAUGCUAAAAUGUAAUCGUGGUCAAUAGUCCACAGCAGGACGAAACUAACUAAAGUUAGUAUUAUCCAAAAUGGUGGACAAAAUUCGUUUGAAAAUUCGAUUUCAGCUAAACCAAGUAAAAUAUGUUUUCAAAUAUUUUCCCACGUUGUUUGCUCAAUAGACCUUGGAAAAUCUAAAAUUGAUAAAUAUCACAUUUAUACCUCUUCGGAAUUACAUAUCUUCACUUCGAAAUAUCUUCACUCAGUUUAUACGCCCAGUGAUUAAAAGGAAAUAAAUGGCAUUAAUAUGCGACAUAUUUCAACUGUCAAUUUAUGACCCUUUCUAAAGAUGUCAAAGAGCGAGUGUAUGCCUGAGUUGUACGUGUAAGGGCAUAUGUUACAAGUCACUAAUGAGGUGCAUACGACGGUACCUGAUCAUUAGCGCCCGUUCCAAAGAUUACUUGAGCCUCUCGCGGCUUGCUUAUUUGAUUAAAACAGAGCAGGAUAGAAUAGAUGAUGUAAUUGUUCGAUUCAUGAGUGUGUUUAUUUAAAAGGCACAACUUCAAUUUUCCACUCCCCCAAUUAAUCAUACAUUAUUUUUUCACGUUUUAAAUGUUAUAUCAUUAUAUCUGUGUUAUGGAUUGAAUAAAAAAUUUCACACACUUUAUUAAUACAAGUACAUAUGCAAGUAUUGCAUUGGUAUGUGUGCAUUCAUUAAAACAAUGUACGAUAACAUAACAUAAGCCACGCCAUGCCAUUCCUCAUGCAAAUACCUCACAUGAUCAAUUUAUGAAUACGUGAUACGUCGCCAGGUUGCAGUACAGGAAUGUAGGGGUCCUAUCCCAAACAGCUGUGGGCAUGGCUUGUCCUGCUAACAUAGCAUAUAUAAACCCUCUAGUCAUUCAAUUGCUUAAUUGGUCUUAAUUAAACCAUAGGAUCGUCAGAUUUGUUUUAUUACAGGAUCAGUUGUCAAAAGGUAAGUGCAUGUUUUAAUUUAAUUGUCUUAACUCUUAACGUAGUUUUUUGUUUUAUAAGGAAAUUGCGAAUGCAAAGAAAUAUGACACUCUGGACCUGAUAUCAUUGUUACCAUAAUUAUUUCUAUUUCGUAAAAUGUAAUACAGGAAUGCAGAAGCCUAAAGGGCAUAAAUCCAGUGUUGGCCUAAAUAAAUUCUCAAUGCUUGGAAUAACGGAGUCGUUUUAUCAAUAUUUCAAGAUUACUGAAGAUACUUAGGGAUUAUAUAUAGAAGAAAGAAGUGCAAUGACCAAACAUCUAAAAAAGCCAGAUCUUUAUAAAAGUUUUGAACACCAAGGGAUCCUGUAACAAGCGAAGUUGCUGUGUUUAAUUUUACGAAAUGAUUUGAACACCCAAUUGAACUUUUUAAUUUUGAAUGGCUAAUAGACAAUUAUUAUUCUGAGGAUAGCUUAACGCCUUUUAUUGUUUCAGUCGCAAUGCAGAUAAUUUUCCUAACAGCCGUGGUUGCCAUGGCAACGGCUGCCCCUGAUGGUCAUGGUUAUCAGACUCAGAACUCAUACAAGCCCGUCCAGACUGUUUACAAACACCCCGAACCAGUCUAC